AGUGAAGUCAGGCUCAGGCAGUUAAGUCGCAGCCGCACCUAACCUCAGAGCGUACGGCAACUUGCAAUAUGGAUGUCGAUACGGCGAGUGACAAUACGUCCAUUGACGACAAGAUAGACGACUUUUGCGAAAAUCCCACGCGGGAUGCGUUGACGGAGGGUCUUAUGAGCCUUCUGAAACCGACAGUGGACCAACUGGACGAUAAAAUUCGCUCUACAAGAAUAUGCCAAAUUGAGUUGAAGCAGCGGAUUGAAUCCUUAACGGAGGAACUUCAGAGGAUCAAUGAAGCGCUGCAGUAUCCGCUAGAUAUAGACACCUAUGUAAAAAAACUUGUUAAUGCCAAGCAUAAGAUCACCAUUGUUAGUAACAUUUUACAAACCACCCAGGAACGCCUGAAUAAGGUGCAUCAGGCUGUCGAGAAGAGUACUGCCAAACGAAAGACUCUCUUAGACAAUAGUUCUGCUUACAGCAGCACAACUAGCGACACGGACAAAGAGGAAGCAGCUAAAGCUGAGACUGAUAAGCAGCAAUAAUUUCUAAUAUCAUUACAUGUUUGAUUGAUAGAACAUCAUGUCCAAGUUGUUACUAAAAGAUUUUGUAUAA
Messenger RNA from Monomorium pharaonis (pharaoh ant), 603 nucleotides. RefSeq names its product SNAPIN protein homolog (gene Snapin). The record is from RefSeq and is a predicted model, not a curated record. The transcript has 2 exons. Lineage: Eukaryota; Metazoa; Arthropoda; Insecta; Hymenoptera; Formicidae. Gene Ontology annotation, molecular function: SNARE binding. Gene Ontology annotation, cellular component: BLOC-1 complex; synaptic vesicle; BORC complex. Bases 69 to 533 code for a protein of 154 amino acids. Gene Ontology annotation, biological process: endosome to lysosome transport; intracellular protein transport; lysosome organization.